This is a messenger RNA of Hemibagrus wyckioides, 2089 nucleotides long. RefSeq names its product carbonic anhydrase VIII (gene ca8). Bases 439 to 1284 code for a protein of 281 amino acids. Lineage: Eukaryota; Metazoa; Chordata; Actinopteri; Siluriformes; Bagridae. The transcript is spliced from 9 exons. Gene Ontology annotation, molecular function: zinc ion binding; carbonate dehydratase activity. The record is from RefSeq and is a predicted model, not a curated record.
UGCUCACUCGUGUUUGGACUCUUAACCAGUUUGUGCUGCUCAGCUGUUUGUAACGUGCUGCUACAGAGGAUCUGAGAGUCACCACCCACAGCCAAUCAGAGUGUGUGUGUGUGUCAGUCUGCUCUGCUUCAGCUGGGAAAAGGAGUUCAGUAACUGGUGUAUGGCAUGGAGCAGAGAGAGGAGGUCAUUCUGCAGCCUUGAGUCUCUUGGAAGAGGAAAAAAGUGUGUGUGUGUGUGUGUGUGAGGGAAGAAGAGGACGAAGUGAAGGAGUGACAGAAGGACGGAGAAGAGACUGAAAGCUCUUGGGCUGUGAUUCUGUUGGUCAGGGGCUUUUGUUUUUUGGGAUCUUCUUGGUUUUAUGGCUUCAAAGUGAACACACACACACACACACAGGAGAUUUGGAACCCAGCCAGAGGACAGCAGAGACAAGACAUCAGUAUGGCAGACCCUGUGAUGGACGAGUCCAAUUCUGUCCCUGGGAAGGACGAGCUGGACUGGGGCUACGAGGAAGGUGUGGAGUGGGGUCUGCUGUUCCCAGAAGCGAACGGAGAGAAUCAGUCUCCCAUCAAUCUGAACUCCAGAGAAGCUCGUUAUGAUCCUCGGCUGCUGGAAGUCGGUUUAAUGCCCAACUACGUGGUGUGUCGAGACUGUGAGGUCAUCAACGAUGGACACACUGUCAGGAUCAUGCUCAAGUCCAAAUCAGUGGUCACUGGAGGUCCUCUGCCCUCUGACCACGAGUUUGAGCUGCAUGAAGUUCGCUUCCACUGGGGCAAGGAGAACCAGAGAGGAUCUGAACACACCGUUAACUUCAAGGCCUUUCCCAUGGAGCUGCAUCUGAUCCACUGGAACAGCACGUUGUUUAACACAGUGGAAGACGCCAUGGGCAAGAAGAACGGCAUCCUCAUCAUCGCUCUCUUCGUCCAGAUUGGUAAGGAGCAUCUGGGACUGAAGGCUGUUACAGAGGUGUUACAGGACCUGCAGUAUAAAGGAAAGACGAAAAUAAUUCCGUGUUUUAAUCCUAACACUUUACUUCCUGAUCCGUUAUUAAGAGAUUACUGGGUGUAUGAAGGAUCGUUAACAACGCCGCCGUGUAGCGAGAACGUCACCUGGAUCCUCUUCCGCUACCCGCUAACCAUCUCUCAGAUGCAGAUCGAGGAAUUCCGGAGACUCCGCUCUCACAUUAAAGGGGCGGAGCUUCCUGAAGGGAAUGAUGGGAUGCUGGGAGAUAAUUUUCGACCCACGCAGCCUCUGAGUGACCGUGUGGUCAGAGCUGCGUUUCAGUAAAGUGCCGCUGCAGCAGUCAAUCAGUGAAACACUGACGGUGACGGAGCCGAGCUGGACGAAGGAAUUGGAACCUGCUCAUUAAACCUGCUUCAUGUGAACACACCUUAACGUACUUCCAGCCCGACGCUAACCCUUCACAUAACACGCUAAAAAGCUAAAAUUCACUGUGUGCUACAACAUGCCACAUUACACCUGAAGAACAAAUCCCAGUGACCAGUCCAGAAUUCAUCAGGACCUUUAUCAAGGUGUAACAGGAAUCAGUUACACACACAAAACUUUAGACAAAUUAUUCCUUUAUUAGCUAGCUAAUCCUCCAGGUUCUGGUUUGUCUGUAGUUUAAUUUGCAUUUUACUUGCUGGUUUAGCAAAAAAAAAAAAAAAUCCCAGAUAUUAUCCUAAUAGACUCUAACUAGCUGAUUAGCUCACGACAUUAAAGUAGAUUAAAAAGAAAAUGUAGCUAGCAUUGUAUUGUUUGUUUGUAGAUGAUGUUAAAUUUCAUUUCAGCAGCUAAGCCGCUAGCAUUAGAGUUAGCAUUCCUAGGUAACAUUUUUUAAGAAGCUGCUCUGAAUGUAGCGCUACGACGGGAUGAUGUGCGCCGCAUCGCUAGCUUUCCCUCGUUUUUUUUCCCGCUUGUCUUUUGAGCUGUCGUAUGUUCUGCGACUCGUGUAGACGAAACGCUCGUACUGUAACGUUUAGUUAGUUUUUUAGUCGGAAGUGAAGAACAAACCUUAAUGCUUCUACAUCAUUAUUUACUACACAGACCAUGUGCUGGUGUUUAACCUCAAUAAAAUAAUUUUUAAAUUAAA